AUGCCGCGCAUCGAGACCGAGGUCCGCCUGGACUUCAAGGACGUGCUCAUCCGCCCCAAGCGCAGCACGCUCAAGAGCCGCUCGCAGGUGGACGUGCAGCGCGAGUUCCGCUUCCGCAACUCGAAGCGCACGUGGUCCGGCGUGCCCGUGAUCGCCGCCAACAUGGACACCGUCGGCACCUUCGAGAUGGCCGUGGAGCUGGCCAAGUUCCAGUUCAUCACGUGCGUGCACAAGCACUACACGCCCGCGGACUGGGCGGCCUUCGCGGCUAAGCACCCGGACGUGCUCCCCACCGUGGCCGUGAGCGCCGGCUCGAGCGCCGCCGACCUGGAGCGCAUCACGGCCGUGCUCAAGAGCCACCCGGACAUCCGUUUCAUCUGCCUGGACGUGGCCAACGGCUACUCGGAGUUCUUCGUGCAGGCCGUGCGCAACGUGCGCGCCGCCUUCCCGGAGCACACGAUCAUCGCCGGCAACGUCGUGACGGGCGAGAUGGCGGAGGAGCUGCUGCUCUCCGGAGCCGACAUCAUCAAGGUCGGCAUUGGCCCGGGCUCCGUGUGCACCACCCGCAAGCAGACAGGCGUGGGCUACCCGCAGCUCUCGGCGGUGCUCGAGUGCGCUGACGCUGCUCACGGCCUCAACGGACACGUCAUCUCUGAUGGGGGCUGCACGUGCCCCGGAGACGUGGCCAAGGCCUUUGGCGCUGGAGCGGACUUUGUCAUGCUCGGAGGCAUGCUCGCCGGCCACGACGAGAGCGGCGGCGACAAGAUCGAGAUCAACGGCCAGCUGUUCAAGAAGUUCUACGGCAUGAGCUCGUCCGAGGCCAUGAAGAAGCACAAUGGCGGCGUGGCCGAGUACCGCGCCUCCGAGGGCAAGAGUGUCACGGUGCCGUACCGUGGCGCUGUUGCCUCAACCUGCAAGGAGAUCCUCGGUGGGGUGCGCUCGACCUGCACCUACGUGGGAGCCAGCAAGCUGAAGGAAAUCAGCAAGCGCACGACUUUCAUUCGAGUGUCCCAGCAGCUGAACGAGGUCUUUGGGCGAGCUCCAAAUGAGCAGGAGGAGCAGGUAUCGAAGAAGCAGAAGACAGGAUAAAUGGGGAAAUGUUCCUGAGUCCUCGCUGUGACGUUGCACGACGGCAACUCCGCGUUACCGGCGAUGUCAUGUCGUGUUUUUUGGCCUUUUGGGUCCUGUCGUGUGGACAGCCGCCACCCGACGCAACCAAUAUAAGGCCAACCCUUUUAGAGAU
This is a messenger RNA of Phytophthora sojae, 1243 nucleotides long. RefSeq lists its product as hypothetical. Gene Ontology annotation, cellular component: GMP reductase complex. Gene Ontology annotation, molecular function: GMP reductase activity. The coding region runs from base 1 to 1089 and encodes 362 amino acids. The transcript is spliced from 3 exons. Gene Ontology annotation, biological process: nucleotide metabolic process. NCBI's taxonomy places the organism in Eukaryota, Oomycota, Peronosporomycetes, Peronosporales, Peronosporaceae. The record is from RefSeq and is a predicted model, not a curated record.